Molecule: messenger RNA, 303 nt
Organism: Phytomonas sp. Hart1
Lineage: Eukaryota; Euglenozoa; Kinetoplastea; Trypanosomatida; Trypanosomatidae
Source: the annotation of a GenBank genome assembly
AUGCAUCCUUCUGGGGUAAUGGGGAUGGGAAUGGGAAUGGGUGGGGGUGCUUUGAGCGCUGCCGUCGUCAGCACCAGGCGGUGGCUCUCAGUCCGUACGGCGAACAUUUUCAGCCGGGAGGGUAUCAGUCACGCCCGCCGCGUGUCUUGGGCACCGCACACCACGGACAAGAAGCAGGGGGCCUUCGCCAAGCUUGCGAGGUCGAACUUCAACGACCCCACCCCACAGAGUUUUUUCACCGGAACCUUACUUCGAACAGGAGAUGGAAGCCUAUCGGCAACACCCAUGUCCCUUCGGGAGUAG